UAUAACACAGCUGUCAAACUGCUCGGAGUUUGUGUCUGGAGGGAAGAUGUCGUGUGUGUACUGGAACAUCACUGAGUGGAUUGUAGAUGGUUGUUCUGUUUUAGACACAAACAUCAGCUACACUGUGUGUUCAUGUGUUCAUCUGUCAACAUUCGCUCUCAUCAUGCAAACCAGCAGCACGGCCAUAGAGGCUGAUCCACUGAUGGAAGUGUUGAAUUUAGUGGCUGUGUCGGUGGGUCUGGUGUUUAAUAGUUUGGCUCUGUUGACUUUUGUUUUCUGUCGAUGGAAACCUGGAGUGAACAAUGUGGCUCGAAUCAACCUCUGCAUAAGUCUGCUUAAAGCGGUGAAGAUUCUCUUCCUGAUCCUGAACUCACAGCAAGGAACCUUCAUCUUCCUGAUCUACUGUCUCCUCAAUAAUGAGGUCAGACAGCAGUAUGUGAAGUGGAUGAGAGCUCUGUUCCCCGGACUCAAACCCAAAACCACCAAAGACGCCCCCAUAAGACGCUGAGGACCUGAUGUUUCACUUUUAAUAGUUAUUACAGUAAAAUACUACAGAAGAAUCAUUUAUUUUAUAUUAUACAUGUCAAUCUGUAUAAGUCUUACUUCAGAGGUGUCUGAAUGUGUUUUUAUCAUCUCUAGCACAAGGAAACUCUUUAUUUGGUGGGGGGUAAUGUUUUAUAUUUAGAAACACUUGUUUUUAUAUUUACAAAUAUUCUUGUUUGUCUGGAAGAAAACAGUGGCAUUUCACUAUUUCAUGUUUCCUCAUUACGCUGAUUUUCAGUUCACUAUGACACAAUAGAAGAGUGAAAUUGAAUAUGUUAAACAGCCUCUUUUACUCAGUGCCGGCCCGAGCCUCUUGGGGGCCCUAAGCAGAAUUUGAUUUGGGGGCCCCCUCCCAGCAAGCGGAGUCACCUGUGCUUGAAGAUUAUUGACACAAAUGUCAUGCUAUAAUGUUACAUUAUAAAUGAACAAAAAUACUCAAACGAUAAUUAAAUAAAACACUUUACUCUUCAACUUCUGAAUACAAACUGUCACAAAACAAGAAAUAAAUAAUUUGCAAAUGAAAAUUUAAAUUAAAUGUGCAAUCUUUUAAAUACAUUUAGGCAUUUGGCAGACGCUUUUAUCCAAAGCAACUUACAUUGCUUUAUCCUAUACAUUUUACUUAGGUAUUUGCAAUCCCCUGGGAUCGAACCCACAACCUUUCGUUGUUAACACAAUGCUCUUACCACUGAGCUACAGGAAAGCUGUAUAAAACCAUAAUAGACAAACAUUCAUAUUUAUUGGUGCAACCAACAUGGUAUUGGUAUAUUUUAACAUUCACUUCAACACACACAGCAAUGCUAGCGGGCAUCCCUUUAACUUAUAAGGUUAAGUUCCCCGUCGGCUGUUUUCUCCAACUUAAACUGAUGUCUAUUAUCAAUACGUGAAAUACACCUAGAUAAAUGUAUAUUAAUAAUGCAAGAUAUUUCACUGUUAAUGGCGGGGAUUUAAUUCUAGCUCUGGUGAGGGCUUAUAUAAGAUCACGAGUCAUGGCUAGCAGCUACCUCAAGCGACGUGAGCACAAUUUUCACUAAUCAUGCAAACAUACCUUUAUAUUGCUCUUUUUUCUCCUCCUCUGUCCUUUUCUC
This is a messenger RNA of Triplophysa dalaica, 1628 nucleotides long. Its product is annotated as adhesion G protein-coupled receptor E3-like. NCBI's taxonomy places the organism in Eukaryota, Metazoa, Chordata, Actinopteri, Cypriniformes, Nemacheilidae. Gene Ontology annotation, molecular function: G protein-coupled receptor activity. Bases 47 to 508 code for a protein of 153 amino acids. The record is from RefSeq and is a predicted model, not a curated record. Gene Ontology annotation, biological process: adenylate cyclase-activating G protein-coupled receptor signaling pathway. The transcript has 5 exons.